Linum trigynum is the source of this 603-nucleotide messenger RNA. Lineage: Eukaryota; Viridiplantae; Streptophyta; Magnoliopsida; Malpighiales; Linaceae. The record is from the annotation of a GenBank genome assembly.
AUGGCUGCCACCGGGAACAAGAACAUCAACGCUAAAUUGGUUCUCCUUGGCGACCCUGGUGCUGGAAAAUCUAGUCUUGUUCUGCGAUUUGUCAAAGGGCAGUUUGUUGAGUUUCAGGAAUCAACAAUCGGUGCUGCCUUCUUUUCACAAACACUGGCUGUGAAUGAUGCUACUGUGAAGUUUGAGAUAUGGGACACAGCAGGUCAAGAGAGAUACCACAGCCUUGCACCCAUGUACUAUCGGGGAGCUGCAGCAGCAAUCAUUGUGUAUGACAUUACAAAUCAGGCCUCCUUUGAUAGGGCAAAGAAAUGGGUACAAGAACUGCAAGCACAAGGUAAUCCAAAUAUGGUUAUGGCUCUGGCUGGGAACAAGGCUGAUUUGCUUGAUGAUAGGAAGGUGGCAGCUGAGGAGGCACAAGUCUAUGCCCAGGAGAAUGGCCUUUUCUUUAUGGAAACCUCAGCAAAAACUGCAACUAAUGUCAAUGACAUUUUCUAUGAAAUAGCUAAAAGACUACCGCGAGUUCAGCCAGCACAGAACCCCUCUGGGAUGGUUCUCACGGAUAGACCCGCGGAAAGGGCAGCAAGCGCCACUUGCUGUUCUUAA